Messenger RNA from Bombus terrestris (buff-tailed bumblebee), 2046 nucleotides. It is a transcript of the gene Prps, whose product is annotated as ribose-phosphate pyrophosphokinase 1. The transcript is spliced from 8 exons. Gene Ontology annotation, molecular function: magnesium ion binding; ribose phosphate diphosphokinase activity. Bases 87 to 1325 code for a protein of 412 amino acids. The record is from RefSeq and is a predicted model, not a curated record. NCBI's taxonomy places the organism in Eukaryota, Metazoa, Arthropoda, Insecta, Hymenoptera, Apidae. Gene Ontology annotation, biological process: purine nucleotide biosynthetic process; ribonucleoside monophosphate biosynthetic process; 5-phosphoribose 1-diphosphate biosynthetic process. Gene Ontology annotation, cellular component: cytoplasm; ribose phosphate diphosphokinase complex.
UAUUUUAUAGUGAUAAUUUACCAUAUUGUCACAACAUAAAGAUUGAGACAUUCUGGUGUAAUCUGCCUCUCUAUAAACAUGUGGAAAUGAUAAAUGAAAACAAAUAUUCUUGGGCACAUAGAAUGGAUCUCUCAGAACACAAGCGCAAACGAAUAUGUCAGUGCUCACAGAAAUUUAAGGGAAAUGUGAUGCCUGUGUCCCAGCCAGUGCGUGCUAAGAGUUUGUUACGCGCAAACUUAGAAAAUUCUCGCGGGCGACUUUUACAGAGCAGAAUGCCAAACAUUAAAGUCUUCAGUGGCACAUCGCAUCCAGAUUUGGCUCAACGUAUCGUUGACAGACUCGGUAUUGACAUUGGAAAAGUUGUCACGAAGAAAUUUAGUAACCUCGAAACAUGCGUGGAAAUAGGAGAAUCUGUUCGUGGAGAAGAUGUAUACAUUGUACAAAGUGGAAGUGGAGAAGUAAAUGACAACUUGAUGGAAUUAUUGAUUAUGAUCAAUGCAUGUAAAAUUGCUUCUGCAUCUCGAGUAACUGCUGUAAUUCCUUGUUUCCCGUAUGCAAGACAAGAUAAGAAGGAUAAGGGUGGUGAUGGACGUGACAACAGAAAUUCUAAGAAACAAAUUAUCAUGAAGUCAAACGAGUGGAAAUUCAGGGAUUUUGUGCCCGACCUCUCUACAAGUCGUGCGCCUAUUUCAGCAAAGUUAGUAGCAAAUAUGUUGUCAGUAGCAGGAGCUGAUCACAUUAUUACAAUGGAUUUGCAUGCUAGUCAAAUACAAGGAUUUUUUGACAUUCCAGUUGACAACUUAUUUGCUGAACCAGCUGUUUUGAAAUGGAUUAAAGAAAACAUUAUAGAAUGGCGAAAUAGCAUCAUUGUUUCUCCAGAUGCUGGUGGUGCUAAAAGGGUAACAUCUAUUGCUGAUCGAUUAAAUGUUGAAUUUGCUCUUAUACAUAAAGAAAGGAAAAAGGCGAAUGAAGUUGCUAGUAUGGUAUUAGUUGGAGAUGUAAAAGACAGAGUUGCUAUUCUAGUAGACGACAUGGCCGACACUUGUGGCACUAUUUGUCAUGCAGCAGAAAAGCUUUUAGAAGCUGGAGCAACAAAAGUAUAUGCCAUUUUAACACAUGGAAUUUUUAGUGGCCCAGCGAUUAGUAGAAUUAACAAUGCAUGUUUUGAAGCUGUGGUAGUAACAAAUACCAUUCCUCAAGACGGCCAUAUGCAGGAUUGCCCAAAGAUACAGUGUAUUGAUGUAUCAAUGAUGUUCGCUGAGGCUGUAAGGCGGACUCAUAACGGUGAAUCUGUAUCGUACCUGUUUUCAAAUGUACCGUACUAGAUGAAAAUCUUCCUGAUAAUAUACUCUUUCAAACUAUGUAAGAAGAAUGUAUCUUUUUACAUCUGUUUAUUGUUAUUCUUAGUUUAGUUUAAACUAAUUUGCUUAUAAAAGCGACUUGGGAUAAGCACCAAUAUCCCGUUUUUAAUUUGGUUAACUAUACAUAUUUUUUUUUCGAUAGACAUGUGUAGAAAGUAAAACAUUAAAUAGCUAAAACAUACUAUAUUAUCCAUUUCGAAAAACAAAAAAAAAAAGUUAAUAAGUAAUAUAUACAAAAAGAAGUUACAAAGUAAAAUUGCUUAAAAAUAAUUAAAUUUUCGCUAGAUUGUCAUUUAAUAUACAAAAUACAUCAUUUUCCCAUUUAGGACAUAUAGCUAUUAUAUUGUUUAACUUAAAUUUUAUAAUUUGUUAUUGAGAUAUGAAAUGACAUAAUGAUCCUGACAGUUGUGUAAAACUGUAUGAGGACAAAGGGUAUCGUAACGAGUGCAAGUAGCCAUUUAUACGAGCUAUAUAUAUAUAUAUAUUAUAUAUAUAUAAUUAAUUACGCCGUAGAGGCAUAUCUCAUUUUUUACAGACAUGUAAAAAUUUGCAAUAUGUAUGUACAAUUUAUCAACUGAUAAGCACGUCAGAAUAAUUAACUUUUACAGCUCUAGUAUGAUGUAUUAUAAUAUUCUAAUACACUGUGUACUACGUUGUAUACAAUAGAAAAAUGACGUCAAAAAGA